Molecule: messenger RNA, 1140 nt
Organism: Symbiodinium necroappetens
Lineage: Eukaryota; Dinophyceae; Suessiales; Symbiodiniaceae
Source: the annotation of a GenBank genome assembly
AUGCCAGGCGACUUCUCGGCGAUAGGAGCAGAUGGUGAAAGCGUGAUGCUGGAGAGUCUUGGUGCUGCUUGGAUUGGCGCCGUGGAUUCCAAGGGCGAAGCCUUGGAGGUCAAGGAGGACUCGGAAGGUGUGACUCUGGACAUCCAUACCACGGUCCAAGCCAAAAAUGCCGCGAAAUUGGAGGUGCUUCCAGAGAUGUGGAGCUUCGACGAAGAGACAGGGAAGUGGCAGCUGGCAGCUUCAGACAUGGCGAUCGACGGCCAAGCUGCGCCAAAUGCAUCACGUGUAACCGUCCGUGAGGAAACAGCGGUCGAAGAAGAGCUGCCGAAAGCCCGGCCGAGAAAGUCGAAGCGUGCCUACCGAAAGCCGUUUGAUCCGGAAAAGGUGGCGAAGACGUGGAUGACCCCCGAGGCAUUCCGGGAAAAGCUCGCACAGGAGGGCGAAAAAUCGAUCGCGGCCCCCGUGUCGAAGUUGGGUUACUGGAACAUCGACAUGGCGUACCACUCUCCAAACAGAGCGGUCAUGUUCAAAGGACGGGUACUGGAUCGUGCUGGAGAUCCUCUUGCAGAUGCUCAGAUUUGGGGCGUCGGGAAGAGCUACCAUGGCCGGUCGCCCGACACAACUGACAAGGGUGGGCGCUUUGAAGCUUUGGUGGUUCAGUUUGACAGCGAGGUGGACGUGGAGGUCUCUUAUCGCAAGCCCGCGGACUCCGACAAGAAGCUGGAUGUGUUUUUCCAGGGCGGCUAUGCACCGAGGGUUUCCUCGGUGACGGUGGAGAAGCUGCUGGCACAGCUUCCGGGCUCCUACCACUUGGAUGAGACGAAGGAAUAUCCACGCUGGUGGAAGAGUGCUCCACAGGGGGUUGGCCCAUCGUGCUCGAUUCGUUGGUCCAGUCUGCGACACCGUUGGCACCUGAUGGUCGGCGAGCGGGUUCUCUUUGGCUUCCCUGGCGACGAAGACGGGCAAAGAGGCUCCCCUGUGGGCGACGGCUGGCAGCCCACGAGGGACCUCGCGACGGAGAGCUUGACUGUGCUCAAAUGCCAUCGUGCGCGGAAAGUGAUCUCGGAAAAGUUUGGACCAUAUCACACUGGCCCUGCAGGAAAUUUCGUGGAUGUGGGUGAGUUCAAAACCGGCGCGUGA